Physeter macrocephalus (sperm whale) is the source of this 1400-nucleotide messenger RNA. RefSeq names its product MHC class I polypeptide-related sequence B-like. The record is from RefSeq and is a predicted model, not a curated record. Gene Ontology annotation, biological process: immune response; antigen processing and presentation of endogenous peptide antigen via MHC class I via ER pathway, TAP-independent; antigen processing and presentation of endogenous peptide antigen via MHC class Ib. Gene Ontology annotation, molecular function: peptide antigen binding; signaling receptor binding. The transcript has 4 exons. The annotation marks the transcript as partial. Gene Ontology annotation, cellular component: external side of plasma membrane. Lineage: Eukaryota; Metazoa; Chordata; Mammalia; Artiodactyla; Physeteridae.
GGAGGGGAGCAGGGAGGGAGCCCUCUGGCUGGAAUUUCUCACUUGGGUGUGAGGACAGAGGGACAAGCACUGGAGGAGUCACUGCUGGUGGGGUGGGGUGCAGGUGUGAAUUCCCUCCAGGAGAUAGUGGGCUGUGAAAUCCGAGAAGACAACCAUGCCUGGGGCUUCAGGUUUCUCUACUAUGAUGGGGAGCGCCUCCUCUCCUGUCACCCAGAGACCCACAGAUGUACAGUGCCCCAGUCCUUGGCUCGGAACUUGGCCAUGGAAAUGGAGAAGUCCUGGGACACAGAUGGCUUUCAAAGCAAGUAUUACCAGGCCCACGUGGAGGGAGAGCUUUGUGGAAGACUGCGAGGUUAUUUGGAAUCCUGGACAGGCUUCAGGGAGAGAACAGGGCCCCCAGCCGUGAACGUGACCCGCAGCCAGGACUUGGAGGGCACAGUCAACCUCACCUGCUGGGCUUUUGGCUUCUUUCCCCAGAAUAUCUCAGUGGCCUGGUUUUGGGAUGAGGAACACAUGAGCCAGGAGGCCCAGCGGUCUGGGGGUGUCCUGCCUGAUGGGAACGGGACCUACCGGACCUGGGUGACCAUAAGAGUUCCCCAAGGAGAGGAACAGCGUGUCGAGUGCCACGUGGAACACAGCGGGAAUCACGGUGCACACACUGCGCCCUCUGGAAAGACCCUGGUGCAUCAGAGUCAGUGGCGGACCAUCCUGGGUGUUGCUGCCUUUGCUCUUGUUUUUAUCAUCGGGCUUUGUGUCCUUUGCUGCACGAAGAAGAAGACAGCAUCAACUGUGGGGAGCCCAGAGCCGUUAGCCUACAAGACCUGGAUCAAUGCCAGAUGGAGCCAAGUGACCAUAAUGGCCUCACACAACUGGGAUUUCAGUCCUCGUUGUCAGACCCUGCGUCCAUCAGUUCCACUGGGGGAGCUUAGAAUCUGCCGCCAGAGCCCUGUAUUCAGCUCCCUUUUCUGGUCUUACUAGCACUUUCCCUUUUGUGUGUAUUCUGUUAUUUAUCCUAUUAUUUUAAAAUUGUUUUUAUUUUUAAAAAUUUAUUAUUAUUAUUUUUUGAGGUGGAGUUGGUUUACAAUAUGGCAGUUUUCCCUCUUGAUGCCUCAGUUUCUUCAUCUAUGAAAUGAGAAAAAUAGUGUUUAUUUCCAGUUGUGGUGGGGACGAUUAAAAGCGUUCAUAUAUGUGAGGUGGCUGCAGCUGCACUACACUAGUCACUAACUCUAUUUUUGUUUUUUUAUGUUAUAAUAGAAUACAUGGAUAAUAAUUCUGUUAUUACAAACAAGCUUUAUCAGUAAGUUUCCUCACUGUGGCUUCUCCCAAAAUGACUAAUAGCAGAUUUUUGGAAACUUGAGGUUCCCUUCACACCCUGUCACACCUGUAUAUGCAUUACUUCA